Messenger RNA from Ilex paraguariensis (yerba mate), 2173 nucleotides. The record is from the annotation of a GenBank genome assembly. Lineage: Eukaryota; Viridiplantae; Streptophyta; Magnoliopsida; Aquifoliales; Aquifoliaceae.
GAUCUAUCACAGACCCCCAUCAAAUUUUUUUUUAAUUUUCCCAAAAAAAAAAAAAAAAACUAUACUUUGUCAUUAUUUUUUUGAAGAGUCUGUCUGUUUGUGUGUGUGUGUGUUCUAUGUGUUUUGGUCUUCAGAACAAUCUCAGUACAUAUGGAAUUUCUUUAACUAACGUUUUUGGUCUGUGUGUCUUGUUUAUUUGUUUAUCUCAGUACACUUAAAUAUGUAUUAUUGUUUAUUUGUCUUUGGUUUGUUAUGGGUGCAAGAUCAACGAGGUUGCUUGCUGAAUGGAAGGGUUUGCUGGUUUGUGAUUUUUCAAGAAGCCUUGCUGCAAUUCUAUGGGUGAAGUAUGAACUAGAUUUUGGAAGUAGCAGCGGAGAACUGGAUUUUGCUUCACACUGAUUGGUUUGUAUGAGUGUUUACCACAAAAUAGAGACAAAAAUUGUCUCUAUUUUUGAUUUUUUUGAAGCCGCGAAAACAAAAACGUUACUAAAUGACCCCUACGUUUUUUGUGUAACAAAACAAUUCUUUUCAGACCCCAAAGACUCUUAGUCCAGCUGUCAUGUUUGCUUUCCCAAUGGCUGCUUCUCAUCUUCCCUCUCAUUCUACUCCUUUCUCAAAAUCACUGAAACACCCUUCAAACCCAUUUGUCUGUAUUUGUUCGCUCCUUUCUCAAAAUCAUGGCAUGCUCAUCAAACCCAGCCCAAGAACAAUAAACCUCAGGGCUAUACUGUACCAAAACCCUACAAAAACCUCAACUUCAGACGCACAAAUCCAGAACUUUCAGCAUUGUUUCACCAAAUCUGAAGAUGGGUAUUUGUGCUGUGAAGGCCUUAAGGUUCAAGAUGUCAUGAAAAUUGUUGAAAGAAGUCCAUUUUAUCUGUACAGUAAGUCUCAAAUCACAAGAAACUUUGAGGCUUAUGGAGAGGCUUUGGAGGGCUUGAAUUCGAUAAUCGCGUAUGCGAUUAAAGCUAAUAAUAAUCUCAAGAUUUUAGAGCAUUUGAGGAAGUUGGGUUGUGGCGCUGUGUUGGUCAGUGGUAACGAGCUUAAAUUGGCCCUUUGUGCCGGGUUCAAUCCCACCAGGUGUAUCUUUAAUGGAAAUGGAAAGACCUUGGAGGAUCUAGUGCUGGCUGCCCAAGAAGGGGUCUUUGUUAAUAUUGAUAGUGAAUUUGAUUUGGAUAAUAUCGUAGCUGCUGCAAGGAUUGCUGGGAAGAAGGUUAAUGCACUUCUUCGUAUCAAUCCAGAUGUGGAUCCUCAGUUCAGCCCAGCCGGUGAUCUGGAAGCAUGCCAUUGCCGUAAACCACCGUUGUCACAACCCAGCGCCACCCCCCCACCACCUGCUGCACAUAACAUCACCUACCAUGUAGUUAAUCACCUUGGCGUUGCACAACCAUUCCUUGCUCAAAUGGCCCUACCCCACCUCACCCAACUUAAACAACCAAUGGGUUCCAUCACACAUCCAUCACCUCUGGUUCAUCCUUAUGUUGCCACCGGUAACAAGAACUCCAAAUUUGGUAUCAGAAAUGAGAAGUUGCAAUGGUUUCUAGAUGCUGUGAAGGAAUAUUCUAAUGAAUUGAAGCUUGUGGGGGUCCAUUGUCAUCUUGGUUCUACCAUUACCAAGGUAGACAUUUUCAAAGAUGCUGCGGUAAUAAUGGUGAACUACAUUGACCAAAUUCGAGCCCAAGGCUUUGAAAUUGAUUACUUUAACAUGGGAGGUGGUCUGGGGAUUGAUUAUUAUCAUAAUGGAGCCAUCCUUCCCACCCCCAGAGAUCUUAUUGACACUCUAGCCUUAUUCUGCACUACCUUUGUAGGGGAGAGUUCCUUGAUAUAUCAAGGACAUCUACUAACUUUUGUGAUUUCUGGAGAUGUGAUGUCUGAUCUUCUAAAAUCACUAACAGAAGUGCUUAUAUGGCUAUUGAAUUCUUGCCUCCUAAUGGGGUAUGAUAUUAAGAAAAUCAGCUGCAUUGGUACUUUGGACCAUGUGAAGGUCAGAGAGCUGGUGCUUUCAUGUAAUCUCAAUCUCAUCAUAGAACCUGGGAGAUCACUUAUUGCAAAUACUUGCUGCUUAGUUAAUCGUGUCACUGGAGUCAAAACAAAUGGGACAAAAAAUUUCAUUGUGAUCAAGGCAGCAUGUCAGAACUUAUCCGCCCUAGUCUCUAUGUUGCUUAUCAAGUAA